Ectocarpus siliculosus is the source of this 1100-nucleotide messenger RNA. The record is from the annotation of a GenBank genome assembly. Lineage: Eukaryota; Phaeophyceae; Ectocarpales; Ectocarpaceae.
UGGACCUCGCUGGCUCCUUGUUGUUGUUGCUGUUGCUGGUUCUCGUCCCUCCCCUCCAGCGCAUCAUCUUGCUUGGUCUGCGUGCUGAUAUGGGCAAGCCACCGCUGCUGGCUGCCAUUGCUGCAGCCGUUGUGUUCUUCGACACCUUGAGUUGCGCAUCAGGGUUCAUCAUCACGCCGACGGCUCUCUCGCUCCGCCGUUGCGGAUCAUGUUUUCCAACGAGCAACCUUAAAGCUGCCGAGGGAGCAACGGAAACUCCAGAAACAGAGUCAGAGACAACCGCACCUCCAGCAGCAGAGUCGGAGACUUCACCGUCCACCAGCCUUGGUCUUGCUCGCAGAAAGGCUGAGCUCAUGCGCCUCAUCCUGGGUACCAGCAUCGAGGAGAAGGAGUCCGCGGGGGCGGCCGAGGAGGUGGACGCCAUAAUCGGCGAAUUGGAAACCCUGAAGCGAGGGUUUCAGGAGGACAGCGUGAACGGGGAGUGGGUGCUGUGCUUCACCAGGAAUUCGGAGGGCUCUCCAUCGCUGCAGAAGGCGUUGCCAGGCGACCGAGGAUUCCAGAACUUCGACGUGAAAGCAAAGCAGUUUACCAACAUCGUAAGAGUGUGGGGGGGCAAGCUCAAAGUCGUCGCCGAUGUCGGGUACGAGAUCCGCCCCGAGGAGCCGAAUAAGCUGGUGUCAACCAUCGUGGGAGCGGGCGUUAACCUAGGGCCGGUCCGGGUACCGCUGCCCCUAACGGGGCGGGUGGGCUACCUCGAGUUCACCUAUCAAGACAACGACAUCCGAAUCACCAGGGGCAACAGAGGCGGUUUGUUCUUGCACAUGCGGCCCGGCAGCGCAUUUCCUCUGGAUUCCGAGGAGGGGUGAAGCGAGCUAGCCGCGAGGAACGAAUAGAGGAGGCGGUUCCUGGAACCGUUCCGGGUAUUGUUCCCCCCGGUGCCGGCGGCGACUUCCCGCGUUGUCCUUUUUUGGCGGGGCGGUGCUCAAGACGUCGUGCGUGCGAAACGUGACACUUUCCUCUUUGUUCCUGAAAAAAGUGUGUUGUGUAUCCCGCGCCUUUAGAUUGUCUUUCAACGGCGGGACCUCUCGCUCGUUGUUUCU